This is a messenger RNA of Moesziomyces antarcticus, 2646 nucleotides long. Its product is annotated as cytochrome p450 oxidoreductase. Gene Ontology annotation, molecular function: iron ion binding; heme binding; oxidoreductase activity, acting on paired donors, with incorporation or reduction of molecular oxygen. Lineage: Eukaryota; Fungi; Basidiomycota; Ustilaginomycetes; Ustilaginales; Ustilaginaceae. Bases 1 to 2646 code for a protein of 881 amino acids. The record is from RefSeq and is a predicted model, not a curated record. The transcript is spliced from 6 exons.
AUGUCGGCGGUGCGACCUGUAGUCGGCAGCGGCCUUGCCGGCUGCUGCACGGUGGUAUCGACGUUCGGUGCGGUCAUCCUCGCCAUUUUCGGAUACGGCUUCCAGCACAACUGGCCAGCGCUGAUGGGCAGCACCGAAGACCCCGAGGACGGCAUCGCGGUGGGCCAGACGUGCUACCGUUUGCCCGCUGCCCAUUUCUCCUCGUCGCGACAGCGUCAGUCUGCUCGCCUUGUCUAUACCACCAUCCGAAUCUCAUUACUACAGCUUCAUUUUGUGGUCGGUUGCGCUUCGUCCCCGGAUGUAUGGGAAGGAGCCAAGCGGUUGCUCGAAAGCGUCUGCAAAGCAGCAACUGCUGGUUGGCAGCACGGCCUGGUCGAGGGGACGACGAUGCGAUGGCAGAUCGAGGGAUCCCCUCAAGGAUCGGCGAUCUGCCCUUCUUUCGUCGGCGCUUUGAAAGCCACUGGCCAGGCCAACGCUGCAAAGAGCCGCGGUUAUGAGCAUGCUUUCUCGCAUCUCGGCUUGACUGCUCUAGGCAUCUCGGUUCGGCGUGCGCACAAGCGAUGCAUUCGCCUUGCCGUUCCAUGCAAACACGGCGGGGAAGGAGGAAGACAGAACUCGCCGCUCGCCAAGCCUGAAACCCUGGUCGACUGGUUUGGUGGUGAUGGUGGUGGUGGUGUCCACCUCUGGUCUUCGCGCCCCGCUCGCCAGGCGAACUCGAGCCGCGUCGCUUGCUGCCAUUGGAACGUCACCGCCACUUCGCAUACAGGUAGCCCUCGGAUGCUGCGCUGGCCCGUGGUCUCAGAAACUUCGGGGUAUCCACCAGGCCGGCUUCCAUCGUCGUGGCCACGACUACUUAAAAUCAGGCAGCAUCAACCCUCCGCAGCAACCCUGCAUCCACGACCACGACGCCAACUCUCCUCUUUUCUUUGGAUAUCUUCGACACGACAGAUCUCGGUCUGCUACGCUUCCAUCAUGUCGGUUCUCCUUCCCAAGGUGCAGAGCUCGCUGGAGCAUCUCACAGCCACGCAUGUUGCGCUCGGCUCGGUCAUCGUGUUCGUGCUGCUCUGCCUCAUCGCACCUGACCGCUACAUCUUUGCCUCGCACCGAAAGGGCAUCAAGGAGGUGCCCGGUGCGCUGCCCAUCGUCGGCAACCUCUUCUUCCUGCUCGACAUUGCGUCCAAGCGUCGCCGCUUCCUCGAUGAAUUCCUGCGCAUGCAGACCAGCAUCGGCGCGGGUGGCAUGCCGUGGGCCAUCACCAUGCCUGCGCUCGGCGGCCGCGUGACGUCGAUCAACCGCCCCGAGUACAUCCGCUGGGUGCAGAAGACCAACUUUGAAAACUACGUCAAGGGCCCCUACUUCCAAAAGUCGAUGGGCGACGUCAUGUCGCUCCACGGCAUCUUUGUCGCCGACGGCGAGGUGUGGCGCAAGCAGCGCAAGAUGGCCUCGCACAUCUUUAGCGUGGGCAACUUCCGCACCCACGUUCAGACCACCAUCCAGCGCGAUCUGGGCAAGCUCAACAAGCUUAUGCACGACGCCAGCACCAAAGACACCCCGAUCAACCUGCCGGACCUCUUCUUCCGCUUCACGCUCAGCUCCUUCUCCCUCAUGGCAUUUUCGGCCGACAUCAAGUGCCUGCCCUCGGACGUCGCCUCGCUCGACAAGGUGGUCGAGUUCGCCGCCAACUUUGACUAUGCGCAGCGCGUGAUGGACGAGCGCUUUGUGGAUCCCAUGGCCGGAUUCACCGAGCUCUUCUCCGCACAGGGACGCAAGAUGCGCAGGACGAUCAAGGCACUGCACAACUUUUGCUACGAGAUUAUCGACCUGCGCCUGGCUGCGCGCGAGAGGGGCCAGGCUCAGGCGGCGUCGGGCAAGGGCGACAAGGAUCUGCUGGCGCUGUUCAUGGAGCAGAAUCUGGGCCGCGACGAGCUGCUUCCUGUCGUGCUCAACUUCUUGAUCGCCGGUCGCGAUACCACGGCGCAGGCGCUCGGAUGGCUCUUCUACGAGUUCUCCAAGUCGCCCGAGUGUGUGGAGAAGGCGCGCGAGGAGAUCCACGAGAAGCUCGGCGCGGGCAGCGACUUCCGCAGCAUGGCGUACGACGAUCUGUCUUCGCUCGUGUACGUGCAGGCGUGCUUCCUCGAGGCGCUGCGCCUGCACCCUUCGGUGCCCAAGAACCUCAAGCUGGCCGUCAAGGACGAUGUCAUCCGCCCCUACGCGCAGGGGUCGUCCGAAGCCGAGGUGGCGCCCAACGCGGUGCCUACGACGCAGAAGCUGCCGGACCUGGUGAUCAAGAAGGGCGAGACGGUCACAUGGCAGGACCACACCAUGGCGCGCAUGCCCGAGCUGUGGGGCGAGGACUGCGAAGAGUUCAAGCCCGAACGCUUCAUCGAGAAGCGCGCCGACGGCUCGUUGGGCAUCAAGACGUACUCGCAGUACCUCUUCCACGCCUUCAACGCCGGCCCGCGACUGUGCCUCGGUCAGACGCUCGCCACCUACGAGGGCUGCGCCGUCGUCGCCGAGAUCCUGGGCAACUUUGACGUCAAGUACGACCACGCGGCGCUCAAGAACGACGAGCCGACGUACGACGACUCGCUCACGCUGCCCAUCAAGAACCCCUACCACAUCCGCGUCCAGGCGCGCGACGACUAG